AUGCAGGAGGAUGAAUGCACUGUACACAUAGUUGACAGUUUCCUACAUUCUGCCCUGGAAGAAGGAAAAGAGAGGGGCAAUAUUAGUGCUGCUCAAGUGCGAAUCUUGAAGCAAGAAGUAAAUGAUACAGCGGACAUACAAUUCAAAUUGAAAGAUAAUCGCCUGCAGCCACCUCAAUUCUCACAAAACACUAUUCAAGCAAAUAAAAGUUGGUUACAGAUUGCAUUGUCGAAUGAGCAUGGGGUGCAAAAGCAUCAAGAGCCACAUGGACAGAAUGAACUGGAGCUUCCGGGGCUCAAGCCACUGUAUGCAAGGUACCAGAAUGAAUUAGCCAUAUCCCAACUGGAAGAUAUGAUACAUAGGGACAAAGAGUCGUUGGGAACCUGCAGGGGAGAGGGAGAUGAAAGUUUUUCAGCAAGUCAGAUAUCUUAUAAAUACCCUCCUUCAGCAGCCAAAUAA
Messenger RNA from Ilex paraguariensis (yerba mate), 459 nucleotides. Lineage: Eukaryota; Viridiplantae; Streptophyta; Magnoliopsida; Aquifoliales; Aquifoliaceae. The record is from the annotation of a GenBank genome assembly.